AGCCAUGAGAAUCACUGGGAAUACCUAUGAGAUGAUAUAUUAGUAGUGCGUACACUCGCCAGCGAGGAGCUAAAUUCCUGCAGUUGAAACGUAAAAAUUCACAGUUAUUACGUAUAAUUGAGUGAGCGAUGGAAAACCACGGGGACAUAGUUAGAGUGAAAGAAGAGCUGAAAGAUUCUCCACCGGAUACAGACGAUGAUAAUUUCGGUUCUGUGAAUUCUUACGAAGCCAAAAAUUUUGAAACAUCAACGUUUAAUAAAUCAUCGGCAUAUCACAUGUAUAAGGCUAUGCAUUUACGGGAGUUGGUAAAUGAAAAAAUAUCCAUAGAGUUUGAGUGCGAAAAUUAUAAACAAGAGCUGAAGCCUUUAUCGACACCAGAUUGCAAAACUGAGUAUCCAAGUUACCUGCCCAUUGUGAAGAUAGAAAAUGAAAAUCAAACGGAUGCCAUAAAUCAAAAUUUAAUCAUUGAUUUUGAGUGCAAAGAUGUUAAACUGGAACUAAAGUCUAUAUCGACAACCAAUUGCAAAACUGAGGAUCAAUGCUAUUCACCUGUUGUGAAAAUAGAAAAACAAAUUAAGACCAGUCACUCGAAUGAAAAAAGCCCAAUGAUUUUAAUGAAAAAAGAAGUUAAUCACGAUAAUGACUACCAGUUUGAAGGAAAGUCCAGAUUGAAACUGAAUAAGUCCAAGGUUAAUCGUAGCGUUAAUCGUGAAUGUGAGUUUUGUCUAAAAUCAUUCAGGAGUAAGAGGGGCCUCAAGAUUCACAUAAAUACAAUACAUAAUAGUAUCAAACCUUUUGAAUGUAAGCUUUGUCACAAAUCAUUUAGACAAAAAAAUACCCUCAAUACACACAUCAUCGGAAUACAUGAUCGUAGAAGACUCUUUGAGUGUGAUAUUUGGACGAAAAUGUGAUCUCGCUAAACACAUAAGUUCAGUACAUGACCGGAGCAAACCUUUUGAAUGUGAGGUUUGUCACAAAUCAUAUGGCCGCAAGGACUACCUCAGAUUUCACAAAAAUGUAUUUCAUGAUCGUAUCAAUUCCUUCAAUUGUGAUAUUUGUUAUAAAUCUUUUCGAAAUAAAUAUCAUCUCAUAUCUCACAUAAGUUCAGUACACGAUCACAGCAAACCCUUCAAAUGUGACAUAUGUCAUAAAUCAUUUGCCUACCAAAGCUACAUUAAACUUCACGUCAACGCAGUACAUAAUCGGAGCAAACCCUUCGAAUGUGAGGUUUGUCACAAAUCAUUUGGAC
Molecule: messenger RNA, 1249 nt
Organism: Trichogramma pretiosum
Lineage: Eukaryota; Metazoa; Arthropoda; Insecta; Hymenoptera; Trichogrammatidae
Product: MDS1 and EVI1 complex locus protein EVI1-like
Exons: 5
Coding region: 129-911 (260 amino acids)
Cellular component (GO): nucleus
Source: RefSeq, a predicted model, not a curated record